Molecule: messenger RNA, 1299 nt
Organism: Salvia miltiorrhiza (redroot sage)
Lineage: Eukaryota; Viridiplantae; Streptophyta; Magnoliopsida; Lamiales; Lamiaceae
Exons: 2
Coding region: 521-1204 (227 amino acids)
Source: RefSeq, a predicted model, not a curated record
GAUUAAUGCGGCAAUAAAAAUCAUAAACACAAAUGGAUACAAAAUAGAGAAGAAAAAAGCAGUCAUUAGCAGAGCAUUAAUGGCUUAUCUAAGGAAGCCAAAAGGUCUUUGUAUUGUGCGUAGCAUUAAUUCACAGCUGUCCUUUUGUGUUCCUCUUCUCUCUGCAUUUAUUGCCCCCCAAUCUCAACUCAAACCAUUUUCUCUUAUAAUUAUUACUCCUUAUUGAAUCAAAAAUACCACUCAUACUAUUCAAAAUGCCAUCAAAUAUAAUAUUAUAGCUUUCCCAUAUAUAUCCGUAUAAAAUCAAGAUUUCAUUAAAUUCUUCAUUAUGAGCAUUUAAUUAAUUAUAGGUGGUGGAUUUGGGUUCAUCAUCUUGUUAUAUUUAUAUCGUGACAAACUCCUUUCACCCAAGCCUUUUCAUUCUGCUCCGACUCUCUCUUUUUCACCUGCAAACUCUGCUUCUUCUCUAUCUGCCAAACGAAAAAAGAGGAUAGAUAUAUUGUGUACUUUCCCUGGUGGGAUGGCCGCUGAUGUCAGUUCCUUGGUCAGAUUGAUCAACGCCGGCGAUGCUGCUGAUUCUCCCAAACCCACGCCUCCGAUCACCCGCGACUUGCUCGCCGGAUGUACAACCCUUGAUUCUAAGGAGUUGGACCUCGACUUGCAAGUCCCCUGCGGCUGGGAGAAGCGCCUCGACCUAAAGUCAGGAAAAGUGUAUCUGCAGAGAUGCAAUUCGUCAAACUCUUCAUCAUCAAGCACAGAGAAGAAGGGUGAAGAAAGCGGAGGCAAGUUUCAAGACCUCAACUUCCCGCCAUCAUCGAAGCAGACGCUAAACCUGUUGGAUGAGGAGGGGCUGGAGUUGAAGCUGGUGUCGGGGUCCCCCUUGUCGUCUCCGUACCAGAGCGUGUGCACUCUGGAUAAGGUGAAAUCGGCCCUGGAGAGGGCGGAGAAGGAGACGGUGAGGAAGCGCUCCUCCAUAUCAAUGUCCAAGUCAUCCUCGUUACCAUCAAACUCAUCAUCUUCGAUCAAGGACAGCGAUCUCGAUCAGGAGGAGAGGUCGUCCUCGUCCUUCGCUGCCGGCUGCCCUACCUGCCUCCUCUACGUCCUCAUCUCCACCACCAAUCCCAAGUGCCCUCGCUGCAACUCUAAUGUGCCAAUGCCUCUGCCCGCCAAGAAACCUAGAAUUGAUCUCAACAUAUCCAUUUGAGAACCAUAUUUCUAAUUUAUUGGUUCCCAUUUUUUGUAAAGAUAGAGAAAUAGGUUUAAAGAAUUGGUAUAUAAACGUUUUACAAGGUUUCGUCU